AUGAGUGAUUUGUCCCAGAACGUAGCUAAGCUAAACAUUAACGACAAAGAAAACGGUAACGAUGGCGGCAAACCUUCGUAUGUCCCACCACAUUUAAGAGGCAGCGGUAAACCGGCGUUUAGGAGAACCGGUCCCCCAAGGGAGGAUAGAGGUUCAGGUGGAGGAUUCUUUAGUCGUUCGAGCAAGCAGGCCGGCGAUAAUGACGGUUUUUUUGGUUUUUCUAAAGGAAACAAUGGAGGAUCGACUUAUAACCGCGGAGGCAGUUCAAGUUUCAAGUCAUCAGGAAACAGAUGGGUGAACGGGAAACACGUACCCGGGCCAAAGAACGCAAGGUUGGAGGCUGAACUAUUCGGUGUACACGAAGAUCCCGAUUACCACUCAUCUGGUAUUAAGUUCGAUAAUUACGACGAUAUCCCUGUAGAGGCAUCCGGUAAAGAUGUUCCAGAACCGCUAUUAGAGUUUGAUUCUCCACCUCUGGAUGCAUUGCUACUGGAAAAUAUUAAACUUGCUGGGUUCAAUAAGCCUACCCCAGUGCAAAAAUACUCCGUUCCCAUUGUUACUAAUAAUAGGGAUUUGAUGGCCUGCGCCCAAACUGGUUCAGGGAAGACCGGCGGAUUUUUGUUUCCCGUCUUUACGGAGUUGUUUGAGUCGGGACCUUCCCCGAUGCCUGAGAAGGCACAAAGCUUUUAUUCUAGGAAGGGAUACCCAUCUGCUCUAGUCCUGGCGCCAACAAGAGAAUUGGCAACUCAAAUUUUUGAAGAGGCUAGAAAAUUCACUUACAGAUCAUGGGUUAGGCCAUGUGUUGUUUAUGGUGGUGCACCAAUCGGUAACCAAAUGAGGGAGGUCGACCGUGGUUGCGAUUUACUGGUUGCUACUCCAGGUCGGUUGAAUGAUUUAUUGGAACGUGGAAAAAUUUCUUUGGCCAAUAUCAAGUACCUCGUCUUAGAUGAAGCUGAUAGAAUGUUGGAUAUGGGGUUCGAACCUCAAAUCCGCCAUAUCGUUGAAGAAUGUGAUAUGCCAUCUGUAGGUAACAGACAAACUUUAAUGUUUUCUGCCACAUUCCCAGUGGAUAUUCAACAUUUGGCCCGUGAUUUCCUAGAUAAUUACAUCUUUUUGUCUGUAGGAAGAGUUGGUUCCACUUCAGAAAAUAUCACACAAAGAAUAUUAUAUGUGGAUGAUAUGGAUAAAAAAUCUGCUUUACUGGAUUUACUAUCUGCAGAGCAUGAAGGUUUAACGUUGAUUUUUGUCGAGACAAAGAGAAUGGCUGAUCAGUUGACUGAUUUUUUGAUCAUGCAAAACUUCAGAGCCACAGCUAUUCACGGUGAUCGUACACAAGCUGAACGUGAGCGCGCAUUAUCUGCCUUCAAAUCUAACGUGGCCAAUAUAUUAGUCGCAACUGCCGUAGCGGCAAGAGGUUUAGAUAUUCCGAAUGUCACCCACGUCAUUAAUUAUGACUUGCCUUCUGAUAUUGAUGAUUAUGUUCAUAGAAUUGGUAGAACCGGUCGUGCUGGCAACACCGGUGUUGCUACUUCAUUCUUUAAUAGUAAUAACCAGAAUAUUGUAAAAGGCCUGAUUGAAAUAUUGAACGAAGCGAACCAAGAAGUGCCAGCAUUUUUAAAUGAUAUGUCAAGGCAGAAUUUAAGAGGUGGUAAAACUAGAGGUGGAGGCGGCGGAGGUUUCUUCAAUAACCGCAACAACAAUUCAAGAGAUUAUCGUAAGCAUGGGGGCAAUGGUUCCUUUGGAAAUACAAGGCCAAGAAAUACUGGAACAUCAAACUGGGGUUCCAGCAGUGGGGGAGGGUUUAGGAACGAUAAUGAAAACAGUGGUUUUGGGAGUAGCAAUGCUUCAUGGUGGUAA
Saccharomyces eubayanus is the source of this 1857-nucleotide messenger RNA. It is a transcript of the gene DBP1, whose product is annotated as putative DEAD-box ATP-dependent RNA helicase DBP1. The transcript has a single exon. The coding region runs from base 1 to 1857 and encodes 618 amino acids. The record is from RefSeq and is a predicted model, not a curated record. Gene Ontology annotation, cellular component: nucleus. NCBI's taxonomy places the organism in Eukaryota, Fungi, Ascomycota, Saccharomycetes, Saccharomycetales, Saccharomycetaceae. Gene Ontology annotation, molecular function: ATP binding; RNA helicase activity; RNA binding.